This is a messenger RNA of Schizosaccharomyces japonicus yFS275, 3224 nucleotides long. Its product is annotated as tRNA uridine 5- carboxymethylaminomethyl modification enzyme. NCBI's taxonomy places the organism in Eukaryota, Fungi, Ascomycota, Schizosaccharomycetes, Schizosaccharomycetales, Schizosaccharomycetaceae. Gene Ontology annotation, molecular function: flavin adenine dinucleotide binding. Bases 1 to 2025 code for a protein of 674 amino acids. Gene Ontology annotation, cellular component: cytoplasm. The transcript is spliced from 2 exons. The record is from RefSeq and is a predicted model, not a curated record. Gene Ontology annotation, biological process: tRNA processing; tRNA wobble uridine modification.
AUGCUCAUGCGUAAAUCCUACUCAAGAUUUGGUGCUACUCUGGCGAAAAGGCACUUUCAAACAUCAUCACUGAUUUGUAACAAGAAGGUCAUUGUCAUAGGAGGUGGACAUGCCGGUGUUGAAGCUGCAGCUGCAUCUGCUCGUUCUGGCGUAAAAACAUGGCUUAUUACAAAGUCGAAGAGGGAUAUUGGUAAAAUGAGCUGCAAUCCAGCAUUUGGUGGGAUUGGUAAAGGAACACUUUUGCGUGAAAUAGACGCCUUAGAUGGUGUUGUCGGAAGAGUCUGUGAUGAGUCUGCAAUUCAGUUUCGUCUCCUUAAUCGCUCGAAAGGUCCUGCUGUUUGGAGUCCUCGAGCUCAAAUGGAUCGGAAAGCCUUCCAACGGAAUAUGCAGAGUACGCUUGCCAGUUAUGACUUGAAAUUGCUUCAAAUCAUAGAAGGUGAUGUUGUAGACAUCAACGUAAAUACAACCGGCGCAGAUAAGCCUUUCAUAUCAAAUGUCCUUCUUGCCGAUGGAACCAAAUUUGACGCUACCAGUGUCGUUAUUGCCACGGGAACGUUUUUAUCUGCUGAACUCCAUAUUGGGCACAAAUCAAUUCCAGGCGGAAGAAUUGGAGAGAACCCAUCAUGUGCUCUUUCCGAUACACUUCGUAAGCUAGGCUUUCGCAUCAAGCGUUUGAAAACGGGGACGCCGCCACGUUUAGCUUCACAUUCCAUUGAUAUCACGAAAAUGAUUCCUGAAUAUGGUGAUGAUCAACCCGCACCUUUUAGUUAUUUGAAUUCCAGAGAUAAUUUUCAACCAUCUCUUCCCCAGAGGCCUUGUUAUGUGACUUACACUAAUGCAACUACGCACGAAAUUGUUCGAAAAAACAUGCACUUAGCCCCUCAUAUGGCGGCCGUUCACAUUAAUUCACCACGGUAUUGUCCUUCAAUUGAGACGAAGAUUGUACGUUUUCCAUUAAGAGAACGCCAUAUUGUUUGGCUUGAGCCAGAAGGAUUUGAUGAAGAUGCGUUAUGGUAUCCAAAUGGCUUGAGCAAUUCCUUACCCGAAGAUGUUCAGUUACAGCUUAUUCGCAGUAUAUCUGGAUUGAAAGAUGCUGUGAUUGUUCAACCCGCUUAUGGAGUUAUGUAUGACUAUUUAGAUCCCCUGCAACUGAAUGCAUCCUUGGAGACCCAGUUAGUAUCUGGUCUCUUCCUUGCUGGACAAAUUAACGGAACAACAGGCUACGAAGAAGCUGCUGCUCAAGGUGUAUUGGCGGGAAUAAAUGCUGCUAAAUACACAAAGAACGAAGAGCUUGUAGUGAUCCCGAGAAAAGUUGCUAUGCUUGGCGUUCUUGUUGAUGAUCUUGUAACGAAAGGCGUGACUGAACCCUACAGGAUGUUUACUUCAAGGAGUGAAUAUCGCUUAACAACUCGCGCUGAUAAUGCUGAUGAGCGUCUUACUCCUUUAGCAAAAAAUAUUGGUCUUUUGGACAACAAUCCAAAUCGAUAUACACUAUUUCAAUCAAUGUUAAAGCAGAGACAAAAAGUUAUAGAGGCCGCAAAAGAGUUUUCACUGACAGCUCAUGAAUGGAAGCAGUUGGGCUACACUGUUAAUCAGGAUGGAAAACAUCGUACCCUAUGGGAAUUAUUGCGAAAUCCAACUUUUGAUCGUAUGCGUCUUUUAAAGCUAAUUCCUUCCACGAAGGAGCUUUCUCAGACACAACUCAAUCGAAUACUUGUGGAGGCACUCUAUACUACUUAUAUUGAGCAACAAGAGUCAGAGAAUCGUUUCCUAAACUUUCGAGAAGAGGCAACCAUCAUCCCUAAUGAUGUUGACUACACUGCCAUCGGCGGCAUUUCGACAGAAGAAAUAAACCUCUUACAAUGUAUAAAACCAUCAUCAUUAGCUCAGUUGAAACAAAUUUCUGGAAUUAAACCAGGAACAAUAAUUCGCCUCUUGCGCCAUGUACGACGUAAUGCGUCUAAAGAACAAUGGUUCCAAACCGUUUUUGGUAAUCCUAGGAAAAUGUUUUUACAAUCAAAAUAAUAAUGAUGCUCAUUUCCGACACAUUCAAAAUUUGCAUUCAUCUUGUUUCUGAUCCCGUAUAUUCUUUUUGACCUAUACAAAUGCGUACUUUGUAUUAAGUGUUCGUAGUCGUUGCCGUCACUUUGCAAUAUAUUCAAACUUAAGCAAAAUAUAGAACGACAAGUCUUUUCCUUCGUUGAACAUUUAUUGGACAUUUUUUUUAUAAUUUACCAACCGUUACUUUUAAAGUACAAAACCAUAAGAUUGAAGCACACUUUGACCAUCGCCUGGUAAUUGAGUGGAAACGAUCUGAGACAAUCUGUUUCCAGUAUGCUUGUUAAUUGUGUUCAUCUCAAGGGCAAGGUGUUGCUUGGGAUCAGUGACUUGAGGGAAUGGAUCAAUUCUUUUUCCUCCAGUAGUAACUAGACGAGAGAAUGAAGCUUGGAACGAUAAAUCAUCAGCAUCAAUAGCAUCAGUUAAGUCCUCAUCACCCUUUGCUUGCUCAACAGGAAGCUCAAACAGCUUCAAGAUAGCACCAAGCAGAGGAAUAAUAAGACGUUCGUAAGGUGCCCCUGGGGCAAUAAAUGCUUCACACUUCAGGAAAUGUGUAGCACCAACAGCAACGAUUUUUCGAUCCAAGGCUACGGCAAUCUUUUGGGUUUCGGGAAGGAUAAAAGCUGUCAUAAUUUGUCCAAAAACACCAGCUUGGACGCCAUCGAUACCCUUAAUAAUAUUUUCGGGACCCGCAUAACCCGUGCUCAUCGACGCCAGAUAGAAAAUAAAGACAGUCAACCGAAGAACAAAGCGCUCUGUUUUGGAGUUGCGAAGACGUGCCAAUAUAAGGAAGAAAAUGUGAUUGAUGUAAGGAGAGAGGGUAUUCGCAUCGAAAACGGUGAGGACCUUUUCCAAUAAGUUGAAACCGUGAACAUCGUUAACCCGAGAUGAAAUAAGACGCUGGUAAAUGCCGAGAACAGGUUCAACAUAAUUGUUUGUGACGAAAAGUUGAGGACCCCUGCUUAUAGUGGCCUGCAAGAGACGAACCAAAGCAGGAAUAUUACCCUUUGAAUCCCACAAGGCAGGAGCAAGGCAGGGUUGGAUGAGACUAACAACGAAGUCGGGAAGAGGUGCAUUGGCGUUUGCCUCAAUAAGUUGUGAGAGCAAUUGAAGAACAUAUGGAAUGAAUUCAACAACAUCCUCCGCAAGAAUGAAUUGGAAAACAG